Molecule: messenger RNA, 1529 nt
Organism: Chelonus insularis
Lineage: Eukaryota; Metazoa; Arthropoda; Insecta; Hymenoptera; Braconidae
Gene: 14-3-3epsilon
Product: tyrosine 3-monooxygenase/tryptophan 5-monooxygenase activation protein epsilon
Exons: 5
Coding region: 480-1250 (256 amino acids)
Biological process (GO): signal transduction; intracellular protein localization; regulation of mitotic cell cycle
Cellular component (GO): cytoplasm
Molecular function (GO): phosphoserine residue binding
Source: RefSeq, a predicted model, not a curated record
UUACCGGCGUUACAGUCAUAAACGGUGACACUGGUGGUCAUUGGUGUUCUUCCAAAAGAGCAGUUAAAGUGUUUCAAUAAAACUAUAAUUUAUAUAGCAUAAAUAAUUUUGCUAUAUUAUUUAAAAACAAUAUUGAAUAAUAAGUUAUUAUAAAUAAAUAAACGUGACGGAAAAUUUAAGGUGUUAUCCCGGGUUCUCCGGACAAAACGUGACGUCAUACGACGCGGAGUAAUACACCAUCGUUGCUCGAUACGAGUGGAGGGUCUGUCUGUGACGCUCAAACAUUGGAUUCUGCGCUUCAUCAGGAACUGCUUUCGAUUGUUGGCGGGCGCCGCCAUCUUGGUCAGUGGAGUCACAAGCGGCAGUUCGAGAGGCUGAUAUUAACAAUCCUUUGUGGCUAAUACUCGUUGAAUUAGUGUGUUUCUUCCACCUUAUUUGCAUCAUUUCUUGGUUUAAAUAUCAGUCAAUUAUCAUUUAGAAUGGCUGAACGAGAAGAUAACGUUUACAAGGCGAAGCUUGCCGAGCAGGCGGAGCGCUAUGAUGAAAUGGUCGAGGCAAUGAAAAAAGUAGCUUCAUUGGAUGUUGAACUGACAGUAGAAGAAAGAAAUCUACUCUCAGUUGCAUAUAAAAAUGUUAUUGGAGCUAGAAGAGCUUCUUGGCGGAUAAUUUCAAGUAUUGAACAAAAAGAAGAAAAUAAAGGUGCGGAAGAAAAAUUGGAAAUGAUCCGUCAAUACAGAUCUCAAGUCGAGAAAGAACUACGAGAUAUUUGUGCAGACAUACUCGAAGUACUCGAUAAACAUCUUAUUCCCUGCGCUUCAACAGGCGAAUCAAAAGUUUUCUAUUAUAAAAUGAAAGGUGACUAUCACCGUUAUUUGGCAGAAUUUGCUAUCGGAACUGAUAGAAAGGAAGCCGCUGAAAAAUCUUUAAUAGCAUAUAAAGAAGCAAGUGAAAUUGCAAUGACAGAACUUCCUCCAACUCAUCCUAUUCGUUUAGGAUUAGCUCUUAACUUCUCUGUCUUUUAUUAUGAAAUUUUGAGUAGUCCUGACAGAGCAUGUCGUCUAGCAAAAGCAGCUUUCGACGAUGCUAUUGCCGAACUUGAUACCCUUUCUGAAGAGAGUUACAAAGAUUCUACCCUUAUUAUGCAACUUCUCAGGGACAAUCUUACUUUAUGGACCUCAGAUAUGCAAGGAGAUGGUGAUGGCGAACAAAAGGAACAAACGCAAGAUGUGGAUGACCAGGAUGUAUCGUAACUUUAGUUCCAGUGAGUGUUAAUUGCGCAUGUAAUUGAAAUACAAGAAAACAACAAAAUAACAAUAAAUAAACUCUUAAUAAUUAAGUAUACAAAAAAAUAAAUAAAUAAAUAAAUUUAAUUCAAAAAGCGAAAAAGUCGCAGUGAAGAAGAAGAUUAAAGGGAGGGUGUAAAAGGAUAUGAAAAUAUGAAUUGAAAAAAAAAAGGGUAUCUUAAAUAAUUGCGUGAUAAUUUUAAACACAUCUGCAUAAAAUUAAUUUCACAAAUAAUCAAUUGAAAA